Messenger RNA from Pogona vitticeps (central bearded dragon), 1622 nucleotides. The record is from RefSeq and is a predicted model, not a curated record. Lineage: Eukaryota; Metazoa; Chordata; Lepidosauria; Squamata; Agamidae.
AUGGACAACCAAACAUCAUUUUAUGAAACCAAGAUACAGAGGAACCCAGAGCAGCAUAAACUAAUGUUACCACAAUUUCGUUUUCACAAUACACCAGUGAAAUCAGUUGAACCAAGUGAUAAUCGGUCUAAAAUAGUGAUGGGGAUGAACUGUCCAUUUGGCGGAGAACUGAACAGGCGUGUUCCGUGGCUCAGUGCCCCAUCCCCUCUGGCGGGCUGGAGAAAAGGGGCGAGCGCGAAGGCUUGCCAGCAGAGUACCUGUUUGCGGCGGCGGGAGGAGCCGCUGAAAAUAGAGGACGGGCAUCUAAACAACUCCUUGGGAUCUCCUGUCCAGGCAGAAGUGUAUUUUCCACGACUGAUUGUCCCAUUCUGUGGGCACAUCAAAGGAGGAAUGAGGCCUGGGAAGAAGAUUCUGGUCAUGGGCAUCGUGGAUCUCAAUCCAGAGAGUUUUGACAUCAGCCUUACAUGUGGAGACUCAGAGGACCCUCCUGCUGAUGUAGCUAUCGAGCUGAAAGCCAUAUUCCCGGAUAGACAGUUCCUCAGGAAUUCUUGCAUAUCUGGUGAAUGGGGAGAAGAACAGUCAUCUCUUCCUUACUUUCCAUUUAUCCCAGACCAGCCCUUCAGGGUUGAAAUACUUUGUGAGCACCCUCGUUUUAGAGUAUUUGUGGAUGGACACCAGCUUUUUGAUUUUUACCAUCGCAUUGAGAAGUUGUCAGCUAUUGAUACAAUAAAGAUAAAUGGAGAUCUCCAACUUACUAAACUUGGUUGACCUUGAAUAUACUUGUUAAAGAAAAGAAAAAACAGAAAAAACAGAAAAAGAAAACAACCAAAAUUUUAAAUUCCAAAUUGGCUCAGAUGCCACCAGCAUCUGUCUGGAGGAGAACAGAGAGCUAUAUGAGAACACCGUCUCCCUAACACGCAGGCAUCACCGUUUCAUUCCUAUCAUAAGCAGUACAGGAUGUGCUGAUGAACUGGAGUUCUCUUGGUCCUGAUGAAGAAAGUGAUUGAUGUCAAAUAUUGAGCCAUUAUGCUUCCUUUGGAACUGAUUUUAAAAAGCCUACCCCUGCUGGAUAAUCAAAUUGUAAUGGAUCUUGUUACUUACUUUGUUUAAACUGCAUAAGCUAUUCUUCCUCCCAGUGAAAGGGCAGGUUUUGAAACCAAGUGCUAAGUCUGAUGAUACACAACAAGAAAUAUGUUUUGUUUUGGAGGGAAAAUGUUCCUGCACUUAAGUGGAUUAGUGUACCUGUAACACAGAUCACAAGAGAGGGCCAAAUGUUGAAGUCAUUACGCAGUGCCUAAUGCUGGUGUCAUUCAAAUCCAUGGCAAAAGUCCCAUGGACCUUAUUGGUGCAAGAUUAGCAAGCUGUAACAGCUACAGUCUAGCACCACAUUCAGCACAUGUGCUCCACUGAAUCAGGGGCACUUGAGUAUGCUUAAUUUUGCACUUGAAGGCAGCAGGUUACUCUUGCUUGUACUUUGGAGAGUUGAUCACCCAGAAAAGGACAGCAACUGAAUAAUGGCUUUGGGAUUUGGCCUGUAUAUUUUUUGUCAGGGUAUGUGCAUAGAAUGUAGGUCAUUAAAUGUUUUGCACAAUGUAAUAAUAAUACAAUUUUGAAAGCUUUUC